Messenger RNA from Linderina pennispora, 438 nucleotides. RefSeq lists its product as uncharacterized. The record is from RefSeq and is a predicted model, not a curated record. The annotation marks the transcript as partial. Lineage: Eukaryota; Fungi; Kickxellomycota; Kickxellomycetes; Kickxellales; Kickxellaceae. The transcript has a single exon.
UGGGUGUCGUGCUCGAACGGCCACAUCCCGCCGAACGCCGUGCAGGGCGGCAUCGAGCGUGACGGCAAGCCGCUGUUUGUGGCCCGCGCUAUGUACAAGGGCGGCCUGCACCCGGGCAAGGCAGCACCGCAUCUGGAGGACGGCGGAUGCAACAUCGGCUGGGGCCACAAGGAAAUUACUGUCAGCGACUACCAGGUGCUGUGCGGAGACGCGAGCCGCCUGCGGUGGGUCAAGCAGGAGGGUUCUCUAAGCAUCCAGGGAUUUGUGCCUGUGCAGGCUGGCCAUGAGGAGUCGGGCGAGCCGCUGUACAUUGCAAAGACACUGGUGGAUGGCUCGCAGCAGCUGGGCAAGUGCGCCCCGCAUAUCAAGAAGGGCAUGUCGUACCCGUACGGCCACAAGGAGCGCGACGCCAGCGAGUACAUGGUUCUGUCGUAUGUC